CCCAGAACGGGGAGAAACGGCCCGGCCGAGGGCGUCCCCCAGUCCCGGCUGCGGAGGGCCGCGGGAAGUAGGCUUCUCGCCCAGGGCCAGUCUUUUCCCUGCGACAGUACCACCUCACCCCCAUAAUCCAGUCCAGGAUGCCCCCCAACAAAGUCAGGGCUGAGGCCCGGAUCGUGCAGUUCACCAACUGCCGCAUUCUGCGCGGCCACGAGCUGCUCAGGGAGGAUCUGUGGAUUCGAGGAGGCCAAAUCCUGGAUCCAGAGAAGCUUUUCUUUGAUGAGAAGAAAUCAGCUGAUGAGCAGAGGGACUGUAAGGGCCACAUCCUGGCUCCAGGCUUAAUUGAUGUUCAGAUAAAUGGUGGAUUUGGAGUGGACUUCUCCCUGCCCGGUGAAAGUGUAAGUUCAGGGGUUGCUUUAGUUGCCAAGAAUCUCCUGGCUCAUGGAGUUACUUCAUUCUGCCCAACACUGGUCACCUCACCACCUGAAAUUUAUCACAAGCCCCACCAGCCAUGCAGUUCUUCUCCUGGGAGAAGGGAGAAGCUGUGAAAUGUGUAAGAUCCUUCCUCAUAUCGUUGUGAGAAAUGGUAGCCCCAAAGGAGCAGGGAUUCUUGGGGUGCAUCUGGAAGGACCAUUCAUUAGCCUUGAGAAACGGGGGGCACAUCCUGAAUCCCACAUUCGAAAUUUUGAGACUGGUGCAUUCCAGGAAUUGCUGAAAACCUAUGGAUCCCUGGACAAUGUUGCCAUAAUCACCCUGGCCCCUGAACUUAGAGGAAGUCACGAGAUCAUCAGGGAACUCACAUCCCGUGGCAUCUGUGUAUCCGUGGGUCACUCCGUAUCUCACUUGCAGGAGGCUGAAGCAGCAGUCCAGAAUGGAGCCAGAUUUAUCACCCACCUCUUCAAUGCCAUGCUGCCUUUUCAUCAUCGUGAUCCUGGCAUUGUGGGUCUUCUAACUAGUGACAAGAUCCCACCUGGACAGCAAGUUUUCUUUGGAAUGAUUGCGGAUGGUAUCCACACAAACCCUGCAGCCCUAAGGAUUGCACACUGUGCCCAUCCCAAAGGGCUUGUGCUGGUCACCGAUGCCCUUCCUGCCUUGGGCUUGGGCAAUGGUCGCCACACAUUGGGUCAGCAAGAGAUCGAGGUAGAUGGGCUGAUUUGUCGUGUGGCAGGUACCAAAACCCUUUGUGGCAGUGUGGCCUCAUUGGAUAUUUGUGUCCGGCACUUCCUUCAAGCCACAGGCUGCAGUGUGGAGAUGGCACUCGAGGCUGCAACCCUGCACCCAGCCCAGCUGCUAGGGAUAGAAAAGAAAAAGGGGACCUUGGACUUUGGCUCAGAUGCAGACUUCGUGGUCCUCGAUGACUCGCUGAAUGUUAAGGCCACAUACAUUGCGGGGGAAUUGGUGUGGAAGGACAAGGGUUUCAGUCACUGAUGGGCUGGAGCCAGAAGACUUUGCUCAGCCCUCAGCUAAAUGCUGCAUCUGCACUGACGUUGGCAGCUUCCUUGGGGUCUUAAAUAUCUGAGGGGACAGAAGUUCCUGGCCCUUCUAGACCCUGCACUUAGAGGAAUACUGAGCCCAAGUCUUGGACUUAGACAUGGACUCCAUAGAAGGGCCUCUUCUGUAGUCUCCUCCUACUCCCCAAAAUAAAACGGAUACUCCUUAUCCUGCUGCUACCA
Trichosurus vulpecula (common brushtail) is the source of this 1670-nucleotide messenger RNA. It is a transcript of the gene AMDHD2, whose product is annotated as amidohydrolase domain containing 2. Gene Ontology annotation, biological process: N-acetylglucosamine catabolic process. The transcript has 12 exons. The record is from RefSeq and is a predicted model, not a curated record. Gene Ontology annotation, molecular function: N-acetylglucosamine-6-phosphate deacetylase activity. NCBI's taxonomy places the organism in Eukaryota, Metazoa, Chordata, Mammalia, Diprotodontia, Phalangeridae. The coding region runs from base 439 to 1425 and encodes 328 amino acids.